UCCACUGCAGCCUGAGCAGUUGUGGAAACAACUUUGGAAGAAAUGAUAUGGUUUAAAUACAACUCAUCUUUUACAAAUAUCUCCAUUUUUAGAUUGAGGAAAAGGGUCUAAAGACUAAGGUGUGAUUUAAUUUUCUUCACAGCUUUUUGUUUACUUGUAGUGCAUCAGCAAAUUGUGACAGCAAAAAUGAAACUUUUACCAUCAUCAUGAUAUUAUUUUUGGGAAAUAGUGAAUUCCACAAUGGACUGUAAAGCUCUUCUGGCGGUUACAGUCUGUUGUGUCUCUUGGACCUCUGCAAAGUACCACCCCCAUAAUCAAGAGAAGGACAAAGAGCUUAAAUACCUAUUGGAACCAAUGGUGUAUGCUGAGGUCACUGCUCAUCGUGGACAUACAGUCAUUUUGCCCUGUGUGAUGAGGUUCAAACCACCACACUACAAACUGAAUCUCAGUCGAGGAGUGGAAAAUAUAGUGCUCAUCAUGAAUGGACACGUAGAUAAGCAGUACGGUGCACUCGGACCUCGAGCUUCUCUUCAACGUGCACACGACCUGGAUGUUUCCCUCCGCUUUACCAACCUGCAGCUGAUGGAAGAUGAAGGCAGCUAUCGCUGCGAACUGAUAAAUGGAAUUGAGGAUGAAUGUGUCAUCAUUACUCUGAGGAUUGAAGGGGUUUUAUUUCCUUAUCAAAGCCACCACGGUUGGUACAGAUUUACUUUCUUUGAUGCUAAAGUGGCUUGUGCUGAGCAGGAUGCAACACUUGCCAACUACAAGCAGCUCUAUCGGGCGUGGACUGAAGGGUUGGACUGGUGUAAUGCUGGAUGGCUGAGAGAUGGAACUGUCAAUUACCCAAUCCUUCACCCAUGGCCGGCCUGUGGGGGGGAUCUCCUACCAGGCAUCUGAAGUUAUGGGCGUGACAGAACACGGGAACAAUAUGAUGCUUUCUGCUUCACCUCUAGCACCAAGGGCUCCGUGUUCUACAUUCCAGGGCCACUGAAUUUUGUUGAGGCAGAACAUGCCUGCAGACAUGAGAUUGCUGAUUUAGUGAGAGUCGGUCAGUUCUACUCCUCCUGGAAGUUUCUGGGGCUGGACCACUGUGACAGAGUCUGGCUGAAGGAUGGCAGCGUAUGAUUUCCCAUCAUCAACCCGAGGGAACGUUGUGGAGGGGCUACAGAACCAGGGGUUCAUAGCUUUGGUUACCCCAGCAAAAGUUUGCGUAUAAUCUAUGGGGCUUAUUGCUACAGGUAA
Myxocyprinus asiaticus (Chinese sucker) is the source of this 1242-nucleotide messenger RNA. RefSeq names its product hyaluronan and proteoglycan link protein 2 (gene hapln2). The record is from RefSeq and is a predicted model, not a curated record. Gene Ontology annotation, molecular function: hyaluronic acid binding. NCBI's taxonomy places the organism in Eukaryota, Metazoa, Chordata, Actinopteri, Cypriniformes, Catostomidae. Gene Ontology annotation, biological process: cell adhesion.